ACAAAUUCCGCAUUGGUGAAGUGUAGAUAUUUGUUUCGAGUGGACGGUGCUCGAGCGAAUGCACUACUUCCCCGUGAAAUUGACGAAAUGGUGAACUGUCAACACCUCUGCAAGAUGAGAAUAUGAAUUUAAUUCGAAUUCACGUGAAGAGUAAGGAUCACUUCAUUUGAAGGGUAACCGUGUAAAUUGUGAUAGGGACAAAUAGUUCGAAGCCGAAAGGCCCCCGGCUAAGAGCGAUGUCGGUUUUAACAUGCAAGAGAACAACGAAUGCAAAGAUCGUGGCUCUCGAAUGCUAAGUUCCUAUAAUAAUGGCAGAUAAUGUACACAGAAAAUCACAUAAGCUAUCGGAUGGUAGUAGAAAAACAUCUAAUCCAGUGCACCGUACGACCACCGAGACGAUUCGGUUAGGAGAGCCAGAGAAACUGUACCAGCCGGUUAGUUUGACCACUUCAAGCAACGUGACGGCUAGUAACCAGUGUCGAAAAAAGACAUCGUCCUUCCAGAUUACAAGCGUUACCGUUGGUUCUCGUAUGAGCAAUGAUGCCGGUGAGGAUUCGAACGAUGAUCUGGAUGAGUCUCACACGGAAGACAAUUCGGUUGAGCAUUCGCGUAUUACUGACAUCGAUAUUGAAACGCCCAGCUAUUCUGAAGAUACCUUCUCUAAGGAGGAUGUAUUUUUUAAUACCAGUAAUGCUGCCCUCAGCACUGCUCCGGUGAUUCCUACAAGUUCUCAAUAUGGUUUGGCAAUUGUGCCCUCUGAAGGGAAUAAUGUCAGCAACUCUGUAAAUGACAGCAAUAUCAAUACUUUGGACAUUACAUCUGUUACCGACAACAAUAUUAUUAAUUUACUUUCGAGUAAUGCAAAGCAAGAUGCAGACCUACGUGAAGUACAUUCGCAUGGUAGAAAUGAGAGAUUCAAAGUGGUUAAAAUUGAAAGUACUGAACCUUUCAAGAGGGGCAGAUGGACUUGCAUGGAUUAUUUGGAUCAUACAUCGGUCAAUCAACCUACAGCAAUUGGUACACCAAAAAUGUCUGAUCCAAAUGAGGUAUGCAUAUCAUAUGGGGUGACAGACAGCGGAAUUGUUAUACCAGAUGCAUCUAAACAAUCAGUUGUAUCGGAAGACAAAGGUAUGAGCAUUGAUGCUAAUGGACAAGUACCUACACAUCCAGAUGUGCAUACAUCAAUUGGUGUACCUAAUAAUUCUACACCGGUUUCAAGUACUAAUUAUGCAGUAAGCAAUUCAAUUCCUCCCAAUGCACAGCAUAAUCCAACCCAAGUUCAAACACAGACUAAAGUUCAGACACCUUCACAAAUUCCUCAGUACUUUCAAUCUUCUGCUCAACAAUUGGCAUCUCAACAGCAGCAGCAACAGCAAGGUGGACAAGGUUCCACAUUACCAUCUAAUCUGCAACCUACUCACCCAAACAACUUGACUCAACCUCAAAGUAUGCCCCAAGGUUCUAUUCCCAUUAUAACACAGACUGGUAGUAGCAAUGUGACACCCCAACAAAAUAUACCUCAUUCAAAAGAAGAUACAUAUGUGACAGUGAGCACACAAAAUCAGUCAUUACCAGUUCAAAAUGUUUGUCAACCAUCUGUACAGCAAACACCUGUACCAGCAUCCCAGGCACCUAACAUUCUUGUUACGCAACAACAUGCUCCCCAACAGCAGCAACAGCAACAUCCUCCAACUCAACAGCAGCAACCACCACAGCAACAACCACAGCAGCAGCAGCAGCAGCAACAACAACAACCUCAGCAACCAUUGCAAACUCAGAAAUCAAUGACUCAAAUGUCUGAGCCAUUGACUGCCAUACCAGGAAUGCAGGGCAUCCAGAAUAUUCACAAAGUUCCUCAAACAGGUGCACAGCAAACUUCUUCAACUAUUCAUGCUCCUGGAGCACCAGUACAAUCUCAAGUCAUACCACCAUCUCAAAUGCAACCCCCAACUUCUGGUAGCAAUGCUCAAGUGCAAAUGGCACAGGUAUCAGCUAGCUGCCAAAAUGUUGUAGGUGGUAUGCAACAGGGAAACAUAACAUUUCAUCAACCAGAUCCGGAGCAGGACUCCAUUUCAGGCAUUGUAGCUGGUUCCACUACUCAAUCAGCUGAUACUACUCUCUUAGAAUCACUAACUGAAGUUACUCAAGGCAGCGAUGAACAUCAUACCCUCGAAGAUAAUGAAAGUAUGUCGGGGACUAGUGCUGUAGCAAUUGAUAAUAAGAUUGAGCAAGCCAUGGAUCUUGUUAAGAGUCAUUUGAUGUUUGCUGUACGAGAAGAGGUUGAAGUACUCAAGGAGAAAAUAGCAGAGCUUAUGGAUCGUAUCAAUCAAUUGGAAGCUGAAAAUUCAAUCCUAAAAGCACAUGCGACUCCAGAAACAUUGGCUCAAUUGAGCCAAUCAACUGCAAAAUUACCCCAAAACAGUUCAGGAAGUGGUCAAUAG
Molecule: messenger RNA, 2441 nt
Organism: Habropoda laboriosa
Lineage: Eukaryota; Metazoa; Arthropoda; Insecta; Hymenoptera; Apidae
Product: protein bunched, class 2/F/G isoform-like
Exons: 3
Coding region: 309-2441 (710 amino acids)
Biological process (GO): regulation of transcription by RNA polymerase II
Source: RefSeq, a predicted model, not a curated record